AUGGCUGCUAAAGACGUUGAAAGUGGCAUUGAACUCUCCGAUGAAUCACCCGAAAUAUCUUCUUCCACUUCUGAAGAAGAUGCAUACUUUGAAACCACUGAUGUAGUUGGUAAUGAUAAAUCACCAAACUCCAUCCGUAAGUUUUUACGAACAAUUUUAUUCCGAGCAGCCAUUCCACAAAUUAUGAAGGGCAGAAAGGGAAAUUUGACAAUCAAAGACAUGAAUCCCGUUUCAAGAAGACUGAACGUUGAGAACGAAGUCAAUUUUUAUGUUGAUGCUUGGAACAAGGAACUUAAAACAAAGAGACCAUCAAUAUCAUGGGUGAUCUGUAAGAGAGAGUGGAAGUGGUUCCUGAUUAUGUAUAUAUUGACAGUCAUUUUUGACUUGUUUUGUAUCUCAUUCCCAUUGAUGUGCCAGUACUUUACCAAGUGGCUUAACACCGAAAAUCCUUCAAAAGGAAUUGGUGCACUUUUUGUCGUGUUGACGAUUGCAUUCCAAUUGAUUACUUGUACUUCAUCAGAAUUUGCUAAGAAAUAUUACUUCACCACAGCUUUGAGAAUAAGAAAUGGACUGACAGGUCUUAUUUAUGAAAAAGCUUUAAGGCUCAAUGCGGCCGGAAUUGAAGAGCCGGGAAGACUUGUGAACUUGAUGUCAAACGACUCGUAUCUUAUCUUAAACAACAUUGAAACUUUAAUGAUGGGAAUUGCUUCUCCACCAAUGUUCAUUGUAUUGUACUCAUAUUUGGGGACUUAUGUCGGGAAAUGGGUAUAUGUCUCGUUAGUUAUUUUGGCUGUCUACCUUAUUGUCAACUUUAUCUACGGAAAGACAAAUGACUUCUUUUACAACAAAUUUGUUUCGAACAAAGAUUUGAGGUUGUCAUUCUUUAAUGAAAUUUUAAGGAACAUAAAGUUCAUUAAAUACAACAGAUGGGAGAACCCACUUGAAGAAAAGAUCAAGAAAUUCAGAGCUUGGGAAUUGGUUCAUUUGUAUUUCACUGGGUUUUUCAGAGCUUUGUUUUACAUGGUAACCAUUGAUGUCGGACCAAUGAUGGCUAUUUUGAUGUUUGUUGCUAUGGUAUACUCAAAAGUCGAGCUUACCAUUCCACUUGUUGUUACAGUCCUUUCAUUGUUCAAUUCUAUUAGAAUUCCAGUGAGAACAAUUGGUAUGGGUAUGAUGAAUAUCUCAUGUAUUAUUGUUUCGAUGAAAAGAUUGAAAAAAUUCUUGAUGACCCCCGAAUUGGUACCAAUCACAUCAACUGUAAGUAACAGUGAAUAUGCAAUUGAAAUGAGCAGAGUGAAUUAUGCAUAUCCAAACAAUGAAACUGCUUUUGCCUGUGACGAUUUGAAGAUUAAGAAAGGAGAGCUGGUCUGUGUACUUGGUAGUGUAGGCAGUGGUAAAAGUUCUUUCUUGAUGUCCAUUUUGAACGAAUUGGAAAAGACACAAGGAGACACCGUGAUUAAUGGCAAAAUUGCAUACACAAGUCAAACACCUUGGAUGAUGAAUGCGUCAGUUCGAGAAAACGUCUGCUUCUUAACUUCUUAUGACAAGAAACAAUACAAACAAGCUGUUUUCGACGCCUGUUUAGCAUCAGAUAUUGAUUCUUUGGUUGGCGGCGAUGCUUAUGUAAUUGCAGAGAAAGGUGCCAAUUUGUCGGGAGGACAGAGACAAAGAGUCAACAUAGCAAGAACUUUGUACGACCCGAAAGACAUUGUGUUAAUGGACGACCCACUGAGUGCGGUCGACUUUAAUGUGGGUACUUACAUCUUUGAAAAUGCCAUUCAGAAACAUUUGGCAGGAAAAACUCGGAUAGUAGUAACAAAUCAGACGUACUUCUUGGAGAAAGCAGACAGGAUUUUGGUCAUUGAGAACAACCAAAUGGUUUUUAAUGGUUCUUUAGAAGAACUUAAGAAGUCAAAUAUUCCGGCUUCAGAAUAUGUAAAGACUUUAAGCAAAAGAGCACAGAAAGAACAACAAAAAGAAGAAGAAAUUAUCACAGCGGAUGCUUCGGGUACAAAAACACGAGAAGAAACAAAAGAAGUGGGUAGAGUACCACUCAGGGUGUUUUGGGAAUACAUAAAAUCUGGCUCUCUCGUUAUGUUUGUUAUCAUGUGGAUCUGCCUUGCCGGGAGAAUUUGUGCACUCUAUUACUAUAACACUUACUUCACUAAAUGGGCACAAACAAUUCGUCCAAAAAUGGGCGCGCCACAGGGGGAUCAAGCUACUUUCAACAUAUUUGCUUACUGUUUCAUUGGUGAUGUUGUUGGUAUCCUUUUGAGCGAAGAAGCGAUCAUUCUCUUUACAUUGUUUGUUUCACUUGGGUUACACAAGAGACUUAUCCACAAACUGUUGAAGUGUAAAUUGGGGUUCUUUGAUGUGACGCCAAUGGGUAGAAUUGUUAAUUACUUCUCAAAAGAUUUCCAGAAUAUCGAUUAUGGUAUGGGUCUGUGCUGUGAACCACUGAUUGUGAAUAUCACCACUAUUAUCAUUGUAACAAUAACAGUCUGUAGGGCGUCUAUUUACUUAAUUAUUUUGGCAAUUGUUAUAGCCAUCAUUUUUAUUAUCAUUUAUAUGUUCUCCGUCAAGCCAAUCAUUGAAUUGCAAAGACUUGAGGGUAUUACAAGAGCUCCCAUCUUUGUUCACUAUGAUCAAACUCUUUUGGGUUUGUCUACAAUAAGAACAUCAAACGGACAAGAGCAAUUCAAAGAGAAGUUGAUUGAAAAACUGAAGAACAAUACAACGACUAUGUACCUCACUAAAAUGGCAAAACUUUGGAUGGGUCAGCGUAUGGACUGGUUGGGUGUUUUCAUCACUUCAGUCACCGUUUUAGUUCUUGUAAUCACCAAAAUAACCAAAUCAAUGGACCCCUCUGUUGCUGGAACCGCUCUUUCAAAUGUGUGCAACGUUCCAUCCACUGUAAGUGUCUUCACUCAAGCCAUCAUAGAACUCGAGUCAACCAUGCAAUCAACUGAGAGAGUUUUGCAGCUUAAAAAGUUGAAAGAGGAAGAGGCAGAAAGUGUGAAAGACAAGUACCACAAUCCACCAUCAUCAUGGCCGUCAAAUGGUUCUAUUGAAUUCAAUAAAUUCAAGUUUAGAUACAGAAGAGGUCUCCCCGUCGUGUUGAAAGGAAUCACAGCCAAAAUAUUGCCAAAAGAGAAGAUUGGAGUUGUUGGAAGAACUGGAAGCGGGAAGUCCACAUUAAUGGCUGGACUUUUCAGAAUAGAAGAAGCUUAUUCUGGUAAGAUUAAAGUCGACGGAAUUGAUAUUUCAACAAUUCCAUUGGACAUUUUGAGGAAGAGGAUGUGCAUUAUGCCACAAGAAGCAACACUCUUUAGUGGAACUGUGAGAGACAACUUAGACCCAUGGAACCAAAUGGAAGAUGAAAAGUUGAGGAAUGUACUAAAAAUGGUUGAAUCAACAAAUGACCUUGGAGACGAAGUGACUGAAGGUGGAGACAACUUUUCUUUGGGACAGAAACAACUUAUUUGUCUGGCGCGAGCACUUUUGAAAGGUUCAAAAAUUUUGAUCAUGGAUGAAGCUACUGCAAAUAUCGACAUUCAAACAGACAAAAACAUCCAGGAAAUGGUCAGAAGAAACUUUGAGGAUAUCACAGUGAUUACUGUUGCACACAGAUUACAAACUAUCAUGGACGCAAAUAAGGUGAUGGUUUUCGAUAAAGGAAAAUUAAAGGAAAUGGACGCCCCAAUCAACUUGAUUGAAGACGAAAAGUCGAUAUUUAGCGGACUUGUGCAACAAUCUGGGUGCGCAGACGAACUCAAAAGAAUUGCGAAGGGAUCAUUCAAAGAAAACAUGGACAAUUCUUCAAAUGAAGAAAAGAGUGGUUCGUUAAGCCCACAAAUCGAGGUCAAUUUAUUGGCUACCGACUCUACUAGAGCAUCACCAAUCCAAUUCCAGGAAACGGUUGGUAGAAAUCAAUCGGAACAAGAAUUACUGAAUAAUCCUAAUCUUGCAAAAUCGGCAGAUUCACCACCGUCGACUGAUUAA
Molecule: messenger RNA, 4002 nt
Organism: Entamoeba invadens IP1
Lineage: Eukaryota; Evosea; Mastigamoebida; Endamoebidae
Product: multidrug resistance-associated protein, putative
Exons: 3
Coding region: 1-4002 (1333 amino acids)
Biological process (GO): transmembrane transport
Cellular component (GO): membrane
Molecular function (GO): ATP binding; ABC-type transporter activity; ATP hydrolysis activity
Source: RefSeq, a predicted model, not a curated record